AUGGCCCUAUGGACCCAAUUCCGCUCCAACCACCUCCUGCCCAGAGGGUCGCCCCAAGUCUUCCAAGAAAUCGGUGCUGAGUCAGCAGCGGGGGGGUCGGAGGGAGGCGUGCCGGCGGAUUGGGUGGUGGUGGUGGGUGUUGACGUGGCAGGGCGGGUGCAGGAGGCAGGAUAUAUCAGAGACGCGCUGCGAUUCUUUUAUCCGGAGGACCGGAUUGUACUCUUUAAGAACAACCUCAAUGUUCUGGAAGUUUUCUUCAUAUCCACAUCAGCCUCCCCUCUCGCCCACGACAUGUUCAUGCCACCCAAUGUCUCUAACCCAACCCUCCUUCUCCCCCCUCUCUCCCAUCCCUCCUACCCUCCAGCCAAGGACCUGUUCAACCGAGCUGUCCUCUUCAUAUCCACUUCAACCUCUGCUCUAGCACACGUCAUGUUCAUGCCACCCAAUGCCACCGUCCUAGAGCUUCGGGCCGUUCUAGACCCCAGCAGUGCCGCCCAGAAACCAGGCUCGGCAGCAGCUGUAGCAGCGGAUCCCGAUCUGCCGACCAGGCAGCUCGCAGAGGCUUGCGGGCUUCGUCAUUAUCUUCUGCUCUGCGCCGCCCAGCCGGACCCGAAGCCGGUCAAUGGGAACGCGCCGCUGCGCAGCCGCUUAUCUUGCGACAUGUGGCACGUGCGCGAUGUGCUGGAUAGGGUAUCGCACGACGUGUACACCAGCGAGGUGGUAACCAGAGAUACAGUCCGAGCCAUAGCAGGUCCGACGGGCGGCAGGUUCGGGCUGAAGCAGAAGCUGAUGGGGACGAUGCUCAGGGGAGAGUCUCAAGUACGACUGGAGGGUGCACGGAAGCUGCCCUAUGCCCGUUCAGGAGCAGGCAUGGGUUCCGUUUCAGCCUAA
Molecule: messenger RNA, 891 nt
Organism: Closterium sp. Naga37s-1
Lineage: Eukaryota; Viridiplantae; Streptophyta; Zygnematophyceae; Desmidiales; Closteriaceae
Source: the annotation of a GenBank genome assembly